Molecule: messenger RNA, 1470 nt
Organism: Pyricularia oryzae 70-15
Lineage: Eukaryota; Fungi; Ascomycota; Sordariomycetes; Magnaporthales; Pyriculariaceae
Exons: 3
Coding region: 97-1470 (457 amino acids)
Source: RefSeq, a predicted model, not a curated record
CUGUCAGUCAGCUCUGUCAAGUCGAGCACAAUUCGAACAAGCCGUUUUCACGGCAACCCCAUUUGAAGUCAAGUAGUGAGACAUAGCAUAACGAGCAUGCCUGCUCAACCCGGAACAAUUGACACUCAGUCCUUGCAAAUUCCCUAUUUCGCCUAUGGGCCAACUUGUGGCUCGAGCCAAUCUGACGCACCGGCAACCUCAAUCGGGGACCGCAUCGCGAGCCGCGCCCGCUCACUUCUUGGAUUUCUUGGAUUUCCUGGAAAGCAGGACCGGCGUACCACCCCAGAAACUCGGCGAGUCGACGCCGUGUGGUAUCAAUCCGACGUUCCAACCUCCAAGAUAAAAGCCCGACAGGCCUCGUCACCACACCUCAUCAUCCCACCAACAUCGCCGUCGACACUGCUCAAGCCCGACGACGCGAGCGAUAGCGACGACGACGCGGACCGCCUAGCCGACCAUCUGCAGGCCAUCCACGCCGAGCUGUGGGCGCUCAACCCCGACCCCUGGGUCGGCAGGUGGUUGUUCAUCGUUCCUGGGCUGGCAAAGAUGCCCUGGUACGUGCGUCUCGUCGUCUCCGUGGCGGCAAAUGGCGGGACCAUCGCCGACGUUGGCUGCGGCGUGGGUGGCGACCUGAGGCGGCUGGCAGAGGAUGCGUCUGCUGCUGCCAACGGUGGGCCCUCUCCGCGUCUGAUCGGCUUGGACUCGCGCCCGCAACACUUUGAUGUUGGGGACAGGCUGUUUGGCCCCCCGCCAUUGUGCGUUGAGUUCGAAUCUGCCGACAUCCUCGACUGGAACAGGUACCGUCCGCACCUUCCACCGGCGGCUCGCAACUUGAUAGAAGAGCUGAAGAGCCGGGCCGACGUCGUCGUGCUCAACAUGCUCCUGUCCGAUUUCUGCUGGGAGGAUCAGCUGCGAGAGGUCCUGGCCUCCGCUGCAAACCUCGUCAAGCCCGGCGGCAGGGUCGUGGGAUACACGCUUGCGGUGCCUGAUGGGAAGGCAGGAGUUUUCCGGGCUCCCUGGGAGCGAAACUCGAGGUUCCUUCACGACACGUGGAGCUUCCGUGCCAUAUGCUUUGACUUGAGAUUAUUGCCUGGCUUAUCCAGCGAUAGCUCUUGGGAUCUGGAGGAGGUGGAGCUUUUCGACUUGAAAGAUAUUGGCUGGGAGGGUGAUGAUUCGGCCUGGCUGAGUGAUUCUUCCUUGCACUGGUCACUUCAUGAUAGACCGAGAGUCGAGCAUCUCAAGGGUUUGGCAUUCUCCAAGUCCACCACGACUAUAAUAGCCCAGGAUUUCCAUCUUUGUCCUUCCCCAAACGGUCUGAUCACAGGGUUUCCCAUCAAGAUCUUGAAAGCCCCUGCGCCGCAUGGAAAGGCAGAUCUCGAUACAGGAGGAGGAGUGGGUGAUUUGCCUCCUGUGGGCCUAGUUCGUCGGGCUUCGAAUCAGGGGCUGAAGGUAGGGAUGGAGUUGGUUUGA